AUGCUAGUUUUGGAGAGUGUUCAAAUUUAUGGUGAUCAAGUCACUGAAGAAAGAGCUGAAAAUGCUCGUCUUUCUGCCUUUGUUGGUGCCAUCGCUGUUGGUGAUUUAGUUAAAUCUACUCUUGGUCCAAAAGGUAUGGAUAAAUUAUUACAAUCAGCUUCAUCUGAUCAAGCAUUAGUCACAAAUGAUGGUGCUACUAUCCUUAAAUCAAUCCCAUUGGAUAAUCCAGCUGCUAAAGUGUUAGUUAAUAUAUCAAAAGUUCAAGAUGAUGAAGUUGGUGAUGGUACCACUUCAGUUACAGUUUUAGCUGCUGAAUUAUUAAGAGAAUCUGAAAAAUUAAUUGAUCAAAGAAUUCAUCCACAAACUAUUAUUGAAGGUUUUAGAAUUGCUACUCAAGCUGCUUUACAAAGUUUAGAAAAAUCUGCAUUAGAUAAUUCAAAAGAUUCAGAAAAAUUUUAUAAUGAUUUAUUAAGUAUUGCUAAAACUACACUAUCAUCUAAAAUUUUAUCACAAGAUAAAGAUUAUUUUGCUAAAUUAGCUGUUGAUGCAAUUUUACGUCUUAAUGGUUCAACUAAUUUAGAACAUAUUCAAAUAAUAAAAAAAAUUGGUGGUAAAUUAUCAGAUUCUUUCCUUGAUGAAGGUUUUAUUUUAAAUAAAAGAUUUGGUACAAGUCAACCUAAAAAAGUUGAAGAUGCAAAAAUUUUAAUUGCAAAUACUUCAUUAGAUACAGAUAAAGUUAAAAUUUUUGGUGCAAAAUUUAAAGUUGAUUCAACUUCAAAAUUAGCUGAAUUAGAAAAAGCUGAAAAGGAAAAAAUGAAGAGUAAAAUUGGUAAAAUUAGUAAAUUCGGUAUUAAUACAUUUAUAAAUAGACAAUUGAUUUAUGAUUAUCCAGAACAAUUAUUCACAGAUGCUGGUAUUAACUCAAUUGAACAUGCUGAUUUUGAAGGUAUUGAAAGAUUAGCUUUAGUUACUGGUGGUGAAGUUGUUUCAACUUUUGAUAAUCCAGAAUUAGUUAAAUUAGGUACUUGUAAAGCCAUUGAAGAAAUAAUUAUUGGUGAAGAUGUCAUGACUAAAUUUUCAGGUUGUGCAGCUGGUGAAGCUUGUACAAUUGUUUUAAGAGGUGCUACUGAACAAGUUUUAGAUGAAGCUGAUCGUUCAUUACAUGAUGCUUUAUCAGUAUUAUCACAAACAACAAGAGAAACAAGAACCGUUUUAGGUGCAGGCUGUUCAGAAAUGAUUAUGUCAAAAGCUGUUGAUACUGCUGCACAAAAUGUUGAAGGUAAAAAAUCAUUAGCUGUUGAAGCUUUUGCAAAAGCUUUAAGACAAUUACCAACAAUCUUAGCUGAUAAUGCAGGUUUCGAUUCAAGUGAACUAAUAACUAAGUUAAGAACUGCUAUAUAUAACGGUAUGACAACAUCAGGUUUAGAUUUAGAUAAUGGUAUCAUUACAGAUGUUAGAGAAAAAGGUAUUGUGGAAUCAUAUAAAUUGAAAAGAGCUGUUGUCAGUUCUGCUGCUGAAGCUGCUGAAGUGUUAUUAAGAGUUGAUAACAUCAUCCGUGCCAAACCAAGAACUGCUGUUAAUCCAGCUGAUCGUUACAAGGAACAAAGUGAAGAGCUUCAUAAAUUUGGUCAAUAUUUAAUCACAAUAUUGCCAAAAUACAUUCAAAAAUUUUCAGUGUGGAAAGAUGAAUUAGUAUUAUAUAUUGGACCUACUGCUGUAAUUCCAACUUUAACCUUUUUGAAAGAUCAUACUUCUUCUCAAUUCAAGUCAAUUGUUGAUAUAACUGGGGUAGAUUAUCCAUCUAGAACCAAUAGAUUUGAUGUUGUUUAUCAUUUGUUAUCCGUUCGUUUCAAUUCAAGAAUUAGAAUCAAGACUUAUGCUUCUGAAGUUUCUCCAGUUCCAAGUGUUACUGGACUAUAUGAAGGUGCUAAUUGGUACGAAAGAGAAACUUAUGAUAUGUAUGGUGUUUUCUUUGAAGGUCAUCCAGAUCUAAGAAGAAUUUUAACUGAUUAUGGGUUUAAUGGUCAUCCAUUAAGAAAAGAUUUUCCAACCACAGGUUAUGAAGAAGUUUUUUGGGAUGAAGAAAAGAAGAGAGUUGUUUAUAAACCUUUAGAAUUGACUCAAGCUUUUAGAAAUUUUUCAGUUGGUUCUUCAGUUUGGGAACAAGUUGGUAAUGGUAGAGAUGAUACACCUGAAUCAUUUAAAUUUCCAACCCCAGAACCAGAACCAGAGCCUGAGAAUAAAGAUGAACCAAAGAAAUGA
This is a messenger RNA of Hansenula ciferrii, 2262 nucleotides long. RefSeq names its product chaperonin-containing T-complex subunit CCT2 (gene CCT2). Gene Ontology annotation, biological process: protein folding. Gene Ontology annotation, molecular function: ATP-dependent protein folding chaperone; NADH dehydrogenase (ubiquinone) activity; ATP binding. Lineage: Eukaryota; Fungi; Ascomycota; Saccharomycetes; Phaffomycetales; Wickerhamomycetaceae. The coding region runs from base 1 to 2262 and encodes 753 amino acids. The transcript is spliced from 3 exons. Gene Ontology annotation, cellular component: chaperonin-containing T-complex; cytosol. The record is from RefSeq and is a predicted model, not a curated record.